Pseudoliparis swirei is the source of this 4309-nucleotide messenger RNA. RefSeq names its product V-type proton ATPase 116 kDa subunit a 1-like. The record is from RefSeq and is a predicted model, not a curated record. Gene Ontology annotation, molecular function: ATPase binding; proton-transporting ATPase activity, rotational mechanism. The coding region runs from base 126 to 2741 and encodes 871 amino acids. The transcript has 22 exons. Lineage: Eukaryota; Metazoa; Chordata; Actinopteri; Perciformes; Liparidae. Gene Ontology annotation, cellular component: vacuolar proton-transporting V-type ATPase complex; plasma membrane; vacuolar proton-transporting V-type ATPase, V0 domain. Gene Ontology annotation, biological process: proton transmembrane transport; vacuolar acidification.
CUUUGAUGCACCGCGCAGGACUUCAGCAUCCAGCAGAGAUUCAGGCCGCAUAGAGCUGAGCAGCUGCAUCCUACACAGGUGCAGUGUUUCUUCCUUCUAGUCGAGGUGAAGCUUUGCCUCUCGUCAUGGGGGAACUGUUCCGCAGCGAGGAGAUGACCCUGGCGCAGCUCUUCCUCCAGUCGGAGGCGGCCUACUGCUGCGUCAGUGAGCUGGGAGAGCUGGGCAUGGUCCAGUUCAGAGACCUGAAUCCAGACGUGAACGUGUUCCAGCGCAAGUUUGUGAAUGAAGUGCGAAGAUGUGAAGAGAUGGACCGGAAACUGAGGUUUGUGGAGAAGGAGAUCAAGAAAGCGAUCAUCCCAACUAUUGACACGGGAGAGAAUCCAGAGGUGCCUUUCCCCAGGGACAUGAUCGACCUCGAGGCCACCUUUGAGAAGCUGGAGAAUGAGCUGAAAGAAAUCAACACCAACCAGGAGGCCCUAAAGAAGAAUUUCCUGGAGCUGACUGAGCUCAAGCACAUCCUCCGUCACACACAGCAGUUCUUUGAUGAGAUGGAGGAUCCCAACCUGCUGGAGGAGUCUUCGUCCCUGAUGGAGGGCAGUGAGGGGGGCCGUGGGACCCCGCUCAGACUGGGCUUCGUGGCCGGAGUGAUCGGCAGGGAGCGGAUCCCGACCUUCGAGAGGAUGCUGUGGAGAGUGUGUCGCGGGAACGUCUUCCUGAGGAAGGCAGAGAUCGAGGACCCUCUGGAGGACCCCGCCACGGGAGACCAAGUCCACAAGUCUGUGUUCAUCAUCUUCUUCCAAGGUGACCAGCUGAAGAACAGGGUGAAGAAGAUCUGUGAGGGGUUCCGCGCCUCCCUGUACCCGUGUCCAGAGACCCCCCUGGAGAGGAAGGAGAUGCUGGCCGGAGUCAACAGUCGUAUCGACGACCUCCAGAUGGUGCUGAACCAAACCGAGGACCACCGUCAGCGAGUGCUGCAGGCCGCCUCCAAGACCAUGCGUGUGUGGUUCAUCAAGGUGAGGAAGAUGAAGGCCAUCUACCACACGCUCAACCUGUGCAACAUCGACGUCACGCAGAAGUGUCUGAUCGCUGAGGUGUGGUGCCCCGUCUCGGACCUGGACUCCAUCCAGUUUGCUCUGCGCAGAGGGACGGAGAGGAGCGGCUCCACGGUGCCGUCCAUUCUCAACAGGAUGCAGACGAAGCAAACUCCCCCGACCUUCAAUAAGACCAACAAGUUCACGUCGGGCUUCCAGAACAUCGUGGACGCCUACGGCAUCGGCAACUACCGGGAGAUCAAUCCAGCUCCGUACACCAUCAUCACCUUCCCCUUCCUGUUCGCGGUGAUGUUUGGCGACAUGGGUCACGGCGCGCUGAUGACCUGCGUCGCCCUCUACCUGGUGAUCCGGGAGAGUCGCCUCGCGGCUCAGAAGAGCGACAACGAGAUGUUCAACAUGGUGUUUGCUGGGCGCUACAUCAUCCUGCUGAUGGGGAUCUUCUCCAUAUACACUGGAAUCAUUUACAACGACUGCUUCUCCAAGUCGCUCAACAUGUUCGGCUCUGGGUGGAGCGUCAGGUCCAUGUUUGGCCCCAAAGGAGCCAACUGGACGUUUGAGACACUCAAUUCCAAUAAAGUUCUGCAGUUGGACCCGGCGGUUCCUGGUGUAUUCAACGGGCCGUAUCCACUCGGAAUUGACCCGAUCUGGAACGUUGCCACCAACAAGCUGACCUUCCUCAACUCCUUCAAGAUGAAGAUGUCUGUGAUCCUGGGCGUCAUCCACAUGCUGUUCGGAGUGUCUCUCAGUCUCUUCAACCACCUGUACUUCAAGAAGCCGCUGAACAUCUUCCUGGGCUUCAUCCCAGAGAUCGUCUUCAUGGCGAGCCUGUUCGGCUACCUCGCCCUGCUGGUGUUCUACAAGUGGGCGGCCUACGACGUCUUCACCUCCAAGGACGCGCCCAGCCUGCUCAUCCACUUCAUCAACAUGUGUCUCUUCAACUACAGCGACACCAGCAACAAGCCCCUCUACAGGGGACAGAUGGGGAUCCAGAUUUUGUUGGUGAUGAUUGCCCUUGCAUGUGUACCCUGUAUGCUGAUUGUGAAAACGAUGAUGCUUCGCAAACAGCACCUGUGGAAGCUGCACCUGUCCCAGAAAAGGGAAGAAACCCCUGCAGAGAAUCUAGAGCAGUCUUUAGAGCAAACAGGCGUGUCCUCAUCAUGCUCCGGGCUCACCCAACAGGGCAAACAGAAGUUCGGAGGGGUGCGAGUGGGCAACGGGCCCACCGAGGAUGAGACCGGCAUCGUGGACCACGACCACCUCUCCCAGCACUCAGAGGAAGGAGAUGAGCACCCAGAGGAAGAGCCGUUUGACUUUGGGGACGUCGCUGUCCACCAGGCCAUCCACACCAUAGAGUACUGUCUGGGCUGCAUCUCCAACACGGCCUCCUACCUGCGUCUCUGGGCCCUCAGCCUGGCUCAUGCACAGCUGUCAGAGGUGCUGUGGACCAUGGUGAUGCACCUGGGUCUGUCCUCCCGGAGCGGCGGCGGCUUCUUUGUCCUGUCCAUCAUCUUUGGGGCCUUCGCCACCCUCACUGUUGCCAUCCUGCUCAUCAUGGAGGGGCUGUCGGCCUUCCUGCACGCCCUGCGCCUGCACUGGGUGGAGUUCCAGAACAAGUUCUACACGGGCCAGGGCUUGAAGUUCUUCCCCUUCUCAUUCGAGAGCAUCCUGGAUGGACGAUUGGACGAGUGACCAGCCCCUCCAGCACGAGACAGCGGAGUCCCCUACCCUCCUCUCUUUUGUGUAUGUGUCGGUGUGUGUGUGUGUGUGUGCGUGUGCAUGAGCCCAAGUGCAGCCCUCUGUCGCCCUCUAGUGGUCAUUUGUGAAACUCGUAUUGUGUUUGUGCUACAAUGUGGUGCUUGUGGAGGGUUUUUCCAGUGCACACGUGCCAAGCUGUACCCACGCUGGAGGUCCUCUUGCUGUGACACAGUCCCGUCAUUGUGCUCCGCGCUCUCCUCUGCUCUCAUAACAUCUGCUCUGCUCUCCUUCAGAGACCGACAUUACCACAUGUAUUGGCCGAGGUCUGUGUCAUGGUAGACAACUCUGGUUUAAAGGAGAAGACAAACAGCUCUUACUACGGCGGCACCUCACUCACCCAGGUUUAAGAACAACGUGACAGCCAGUGGCAACAUUACGUGACAGUGUUAAGACAACGUAAUGUGACAAUGAAAUGUGACACCGUAACGUGACAACGUAGCGUGACACCGUGACGUGAGACCGUAACGUGACAAUGUUAAGGCAACGUAACGUGACACGACACGUGACAGCGUAGCGUGACAGCGUAACGUUGACAGCGUAGCGUGACAGCGUAGCGUGACAGCGUAGCGUUGACAGCGUAGCGUGACACGUGACAGCGUAGCGUGACACCGAGCUGGUGCAUAUGUCCAGUUUGGAACAGUUAGGCAGUGUAAAAACCUUUGAAGAUUCAUCCUGCUCAUGAAAAUGCACAUUAUGAGCGCAGCUGUCAUCAGAGGAUGGUCACACUAUUGUUGUAACUAGUCCCGGUGUUUCCUCAACUGCACCUCUGGAGUCACUAAAAUAAAAACCAGAGAUAAACUAGAAUCAUCCUUUAAGUUGCUGCCCGUGCAGCGUGUCAAGUGCAGUUUUCCAUGACAUUAAAUAAUGUGGAGUUGUCAGGCCGUGAUUCAACAUUGUGCAAUAUUUGUAAUGUGACUACAGAGAAAAAUCAUUCCUCCAAGUAUUUGAUCCGCAUAUCCCAUUUGUUUUUUUUCUUCAUUUUACUAUAAACUCUAGUUUAUCAAACUAGAGUUUAUGAAUCAAAUGUAUGUAUUGACUCAGUGUUAUAUAGAGAGCAGCACAGUCUGGUUCUCUGUAACUUCCCUGUGCUCACUGUGUGUGAAUCGAUGUGGUAAACAAGAACUGAAAUGAUGUAUUAAGCCUAAAAUAAUAAGUGAAUUGUUUGGAAUUACUAGUUGUUUCAGAAGUGUAAGGAAAUAAUAUAGCUGGGGACAUAAGUGUGACCUCAGGACCAACAUAUCUUCACUUUGAUUUUAAAAAUUACAAUGUGCAACAUUUUGAACAAAUGACCAUCUGGUUGCCAAACCCAGUAAGAGUUCAACAAGGUUAAGAUCCAUGGAAGUAAUCAUAGUUAGUUUUUUGACAAAGCGUUUCGGUUCAUUUGCAUCCGGAGGCCAAAAGACUGCAGGAGAAAAGAAAAGCCUCGAAACAACGAGUAUGUUGGUCAGUGUAUGUGGAAGGUAAUGUGUUUGAUGAAUAAUAAACGGAGACAUGGGGACUCA